GGCUCUAGCAUCACCCUGUUAUGGGAGGCCCAGAGCUCCGCACUGAGGAGGCCCCCGUCGCUCUGCAUUGAGUUUUCCAUCCUCCUGCUGAGUCCGAUGUCACCUGCCAGUGGAGAGGGAGCGUUGUGGGAUGGGCUGGGAGGGCAGUGGGGCUGAGUACCCCUGUGCUGCAACCCUGCACUCCAUCUGCUCCCACCCCACAUCUUCCCCAGAAACACAGAGGGACCAGUCAUGGGCUGGGACCUGCUGCUGGCACCUGGACAGACACCUGGGGACAUGGUCAACCUGUGCACGGACCAAACCAGAUCAGCAACACGAGCAAUUACUUUCCCUCUUGCUCCCGUAUACCCGGGAAGAUGGAAGAAAGCAGGGUGAGUCACCCACCAGAGAGGGGAGCCAGGGACGAGACCACCCACUGCAGACAGAGUGGCGACGGAGCACGGCGGACUCCGGCUUGCUGGUGAUGGAGAGUGUCUCUUCUUCCCCUUCACCCUUCUCUGCUGCUUCUCCCACUGUGCCGUCUGAGAACGCCACCACCCAUGACUACUACUCCGGCCUCCAGAAGAGCAUGCAUGUCCUCUCCAUGGUGGUGUACAGCAUUGCCUGUCUGCUAGGGGUGACAGGGAACGGCCUUGUCAUCUGGAUCGCAGGCUUCAAGAUGAAGAAGACAGUGAACUCCGUCUGGUUCCUCAACUUGGCCAUCGCUGACUUCAUCUUCACCUUUUUCCUGCCCCUCAGCAUCGCCUACACCGCCCUGGACUUCCACUGGCCAUUCGGGAAGCUCCUGUGCAAGCUGAACAGCACCAUGGCGUUCCUCAACAUGUUUGCCAGCGUCUUCCUCCUGACGGUCAUCAGCAUGGACCGCUGUGUUUCCGUGGCCUUUCCCGUCUGGUCUCACAACCGCAGGAAUCCGGAGCUGGCGGCCAGGAUCGCGCUGGGCACGUGGGUCCUGGCUCUUCUCCUCAGCUCCCCAUACCUCGUUUUUCGGGACACCGUGGUAAGUUCCAGGAACAUCACCAGCUGCUAUAAUAAUUUUGCACUGUCUGGUGACUACACAUCUGAGGCUACGCGGAAGCUGUGGAGGAUGCGGCACAAAGCAAUGAUCAUCACGCGAUUCUUAUGUGGGUUCCUCAUCCCUUUCACAGUGAUUCUCAUUUGCUACAGCAUCGUUGCUGUCAAGCUGAAAAGGCGGCAGUUAGCCAACUCUGCGAAGCCAUACAGAAUUAUUAUUGCUGUCACAGUCUCAUUUUUCCUCUGUUAUUUCCCCUAUCAUGUCUUCUCCUUGCUGGAAAUAUCCAAAAACUCUUCCAGUCACGAGAUGAAAAUGGCUCUUUACAUUGGGAUCCCCUUGGUUUCCAGCCUUGCUUUCUUCAACAGCUGCAUCAACCCCAUCCUGUACGUAUUUGUGGGGCCGGAUUUUAAGGAGAAGUUUCGCCAGUCCAUCCUGUCGACCUUCGAAGGGGCCUUCAGCGAGGAGUCGGUCCUGGGCAGCCUGACCAGCAGGAGAAAGUCCAGGUCUGCUUCGGAAGCGGAGAUCCCGAGGGGCUGAGCGGGCGCUGGUGUGGAGAAGGCAGUUCUUGUUUUUAUUUCUUUCCAAUUUCCCCUCAUUUCAGAGCUAUAAUCGCAGGGCUGGGAGCUGCAAAGGGCUGUGCAUGCUAACAAAGAGUGAUUUGACGUUUUGGGGGUAUCUCAAACCUACUAUGACUUCAUAUACUAUAGGAAUUAAACAACCAUGUGGAACAGCAGCAAGGUGGGAAAGUCAAAGUACAUUUUGCUCCUUGUGCCACUUCUUUGGCUGCCUUGUUUCCCUCUGCAUUUUCCAUCCCCUAUGGUCCAUCAUACAUAUUUUAAAGAAAGAGGGUUAAAUGAAAUGGCCAUGUGUAUUUUUGUAGGGUCUCCAAUAGCUAGUAAGGCAUUCAUCUUUUCAUUCCCCAGGAAUGAAAGCUGUCAGGACAGCUUAUUGGUUGUGCUCCACUUACUCAGGUUUGACAUACAGUUUCUGAGCAAAGCUUGUCUGUGUGUGUGUUUGACAUGUUUCCAGCCCUUAAAUAGCAGAAAUCUGACAUUUUCUACUGUUGGUGAAUGAAUAUUAAACCCCAUUAAAGUUAUGUAAAAUGUACCCAGCCUGUUGUAUUGCCUGUGGGAUAAAACUCUUGUUGAUCCAA
Molecule: messenger RNA, 2165 nt
Organism: Columba livia (rock pigeon)
Lineage: Eukaryota; Metazoa; Chordata; Aves; Columbiformes; Columbidae
Product: chemerin-like receptor 1
Exons: 4
Coding region: 131-1549 (472 amino acids)
Biological process (GO): positive regulation of cytosolic calcium ion concentration; phospholipase C-activating G protein-coupled receptor signaling pathway; inflammatory response
Cellular component (GO): plasma membrane
Molecular function (GO): complement receptor activity; G protein-coupled receptor activity
Source: RefSeq, a predicted model, not a curated record